AUGUGCCGCACUGACGAGCUGAAAGAGCUUCUGAACGCGUUCGUCGAUGGAGGUUUUAAAACUCCACCCCUCUGCACCGCUGCCCAACAGGGGGACGUGGAGUUAGUGAUUCUGCUCUUGGACAAGGUGCAGGUGGACAAAAAUUCCAAAGACCCCAGUGGAGACACCCCCCUGAUUUUAGCAGCUCGCGGUGACCACAUGCCCGUCGUGGAGGCUUUGUUGGCUGCUGGUGUAGACGUCGACACCAUCAGCACCGACGGAACUGCCCUCCACGUCGCUGCCUACGGAGGAUUCGAUGGCAUUAUUGAUGCUCUGUUGAAAAAGGGAGCAAACACGGAUGUGCGCAAGUCCGACGGCGAAACCGCUCUGAUGGAAGCAGCAUAUCGUGGCCACCUGUAUGCCGUGAAGGCCUUGUUGGCUGCGCACGCCGACGUGGACGCCCGCGAGUUGGAAGGACUUACUGCUCUUCACGUUUCGGUCAUGGAAGAAGGGCGUGACGAAAUCGUUGGUGUUCUGUUGGAAGCUGGAGCGCAAAAAAAUGCCAGCGACAAUGAAGGCACCACCCCGCUCCAUAUAGCGGCCUACUGCGAUUUGGUGUCUACCGUGAAGACCUUGGUGGUCGCUGAUGUCGACGUCAAUGCUCGAGACGAGGAUGGUAUCACUGCUCUCCACAAUUCGGCCGAAGGUGGCCGCGGUGAUACGGUGAUGAAGACUCUGCUGGCGUCCGGUGCCGAGGUCAACAUCGCCACGGAGGACGGAGAUACAGCUUUACACAUCGCAGUGGCCAGCAACCUCGGCAAGGCGGGGGAAGCCGGUGGAGACGCGGGAGCGCGCUCGGUCAAGCAGCGGGGAGGUGGUGGGAGGGAGGGCUUGGACCUGGUCUCGGUGGUGGCCAAGCUUGGGGAAGUGGAAAAAGACGUGUUUCGCAGCGUGGUCAACUUUCUGUGA
Messenger RNA from Ectocarpus siliculosus, 948 nucleotides. The record is from the annotation of a GenBank genome assembly. NCBI's taxonomy places the organism in Eukaryota, Phaeophyceae, Ectocarpales, Ectocarpaceae.